Talaromyces stipitatus ATCC 10500 is the source of this 1157-nucleotide messenger RNA. Its product is annotated as mitochondrial RNA splicing protein, putative. The transcript has 8 exons. Lineage: Eukaryota; Fungi; Ascomycota; Eurotiomycetes; Eurotiales; Trichocomaceae. Gene Ontology annotation, cellular component: mitochondrial membrane. Gene Ontology annotation, biological process: iron import into the mitochondrion. The coding region runs from base 1 to 915 and encodes 304 amino acids. The record is from RefSeq and is a predicted model, not a curated record. Gene Ontology annotation, molecular function: ferrous iron transmembrane transporter activity.
AUGGCAGAAAAAACUGAAGUGCAGGAAUACGAGUAUGAAGCUCUUCCUUCAAAUUAUGGCCUCGGCCACAACAUGCUCGCCGGUGCUAUCGCCGGCAUAGCUGAGCACUCGGUCAUGUACCCUGUCGAUUUACUGAAGACUCGAAUGCAGAUUUUACAGUCGACCAUUAGUGGCCCAUAUUCAGGUAUCACAAACGCGCUAUCUAACAUUUAUCGCAUUGAAGGAUGGCGAACACUGUGGAAGGGCGUAUCAAGUGUGAUAGUGGGUGCUGGUCCUGCGCACGCGAUCUAUUUUGGAACAUACGAAGUCGUUAAGGAGCUCGUUGGUGGUAAUGUUGAUGACGGGCAUCACCCUUUCGCUGCUGCCCUGAGUGGAGCAAGUGCGACGAUUGCCAGCGAUGUCCUCAUGAAUCCAUUCGAUGUUAUCAAGCAGCGCAUGCAGGUCUAUGGCUCCAUAUAUAAGAACAUCGUGCAAUGCGCUAGGACAGUGUACCAGACGGAAGAUCUCCAGGUCUUCUACGUCUCAUUACCCACCACACUCUGCAUGACCGUUCCGUUCACCGCAACUCAAUUCGUGACGUACGAGUCAGUAUCCAAAAUCAUGAACCCGAAGAAUGAAUACGAUCCCUUCACCCACUGCAUUGCUGGAGGCCUCGCUGGUGCCGUCGUGGCUGCGUUCACCACCCCUCUCGACGUGAUUAAGACUCUGCUUCAAACCCGAGGUUUGGCGGCUGACCAGGAGAUACGCAGCGCCGCCGGUCUUUUCAAGGCUACGGCUAUUAUCAAGCAUCAGUUUGGAUGGCAGGGUUACUUCCGUGGCAUGCGACCUCGCAUCGUCUCUACCAUGCCCAGCACUGCGAUUUGUUGGACUUCCUAUGAAAUGGCUAAAGCAUAUUUCUUGCGGUACGGAUUUUAGUAGGCCUCGAGAUGGUCUGACUCAGGUUCCAAGAUCUAGGACCACGAGUCGGACCUCAUGGAGUAGAAUUAGUUCUAAAAUUAUUUGCGAUUGAAACUAAGAAUCUGACCUGUUCUUGGGAUCGGGGAAACUUCCCACGAACUCAAGAUUGAUCUUUACAACCGGACCAUUCUUAGGACUCAGCGCAUCAUUCUUAGCAGUGCUCCGCUCUAUCCUGUAAAUACAGUCUCUGUUCUCAAAAA